AUGACAGAUAAUGCCCUAUCUGAUUCGACCGUGACGCCGCGCAAGUACCAGGAAGAGAUAUUGCAUCAUGCGCUAAAAGGCAACGCCAUUGCCGCGCUGAAGACGGGAAGCGGCAAGACGUACAUCGCCGUGCUUCUUAUUCGGUACAUCUGCGCGCUGCCUUCGUCUGAGGGAAAGAAGAUUAUCUUCAUUGUACCAACUGUCCCGCUCGUACUGCAACAGGCGGCCUACAUCGAGAAGCACAUCCCCUCGCUACGCAUCGCGCGCGCUCACGGUGGUCGGGUCGACAGUAUCGUCGACCGAGCGGCGUGGCGCGAGAACAUACAAAGGGCGGAUGUGCUAGUAUCAACAGCCCAGAUUUUCUUGAAUCUCCUCACACAUUCGCAUCUCAGUAUGGACAGGGUCUCCUUCUUGAUCCUCGAUGAGUGUCACCACGCACGUCGGAACCAUCCUUAUAAUCGCAUCAUGCAAGAAUAUCAUCACUGCGACCCAUCCAUGCGCCCCAAGAUCUUUGGCAUGACUGCCAGUGUAUCGCAGAACAAGGACGCCCAGAAGUCCAUCAGUGAUUUGGAGCACAAUCUUCAUGCAACUGUCCUUGCUGUGAAGGAACACCGAAGCGAACUGGAUGAGCUUGUUCCCGAGCCAAGAUUAGAAGUCUUGGCGUACUCAUGCUCUCCGGUGUAUACGGACAUAGCUGCUUAUCCGGAGUGGCCGCGCGUUCUCUGCGACGUCGUCCUCAGCACCCUUUCUGAUCACGUCGACAACGAGCUCGCGGAGCAGUUAGAGAAGAUGGGCAAACGAUAUCAUACCACGUACGGUCUUCUUGGCCUCUACGCUGCUGAGAUGGGCCUCUACACGGAUCUUGGCGACUUCUUCAAAGAGGUUCUGAAGUCCGCCACAACCAUUGACACCUUAACACUUCGACGUCGCUAUCUGGAUGGCGCUCCGAUGAUGGGCAUAGGAAAGGAGACCACGCCAGUCAUAGAUGCUUGCGUUCAUGCGCUUCACGGCGUCCUCCAGGAACAUGAUCACUACUUCGCGUCACCGGUUUUCCAUGCACCUCUAUGGCCUUUCUCUGACCAAUGGAUCUCCCCUCGACUACAAAAUUUGAUCGAUCUCCUCAUUGCGAAGCAUACGCCCGCCCUCAAGGGCAUGAUCUUUGUUCAAGAGCGUCAUACUGCGGUUUUCAUGACCGAGAUCCUCAACCGCACCCCCGCUCUACAGGAUCUUGUGAAAGCCCGGUACCUUGUCGGUAUCGGGCAAGGCUCGGGUGAGAUCGGAGGUCGGACGAUGUCCGCGGCGGAACAGAAGCGAGUCGUCGAGGCGUUUCGCGGGGGAGAUACUAAUCUCAUUGUCGCCACAGAUGUAGCUGAAGAAGGACUAGAUUUCCCGGCUUGCGAUCUUGUCGUUCGCUUCGAACCUGUGACGAGUCUGAAGGGCUUCAUCCAGUCUCGUGGGAGGGCCCGCAAAGUCGACUCUACAUUCGUCGUGAUGAUCCAGCAGGACACGGAUGAUCUCGCUCAGCUUCACCAUCUCAUUGCGCUUGAAGAAGAAGCGAAGGCGCUCACUCAAGACGCUCAACUACGACUGCCGCCCCUUGUCGCUCUCGACUCUGAAGAUGGCGAUGAAGACAUGCUGGAGGGCGAGCGAUUUGUGGUACCAUCAAGCGGGGCCGUCCUCACCUAUGGGAACGCGAUCUCCUUGCUCGAGCGCCUCUUCUCGCUUAUCCCGCGCGAGCCCUUCACGCCUGAUCCGAAGCCCAACUACACGAUAUCAGGCUCCUUCGAAUGCGUACUCGAGCUGCCCGCCUCCGCAAUCCCUCUACCUCUUGCAGAUCGUACCUUCCAAGGGCCGAUCAAGCCGUCGAAGCGUCAGGCACGUAAUGCCGCGGCAUUCAAGGCCGUCCGGCGCCUUCACGAACUCGACAUCUUCGAUGCGUAUCUCCUCCCCUCUCGCCGCCGCGGAGGUCAAGAAGAUGUGGACGGGAGACCGUUGGCUGACAUGUCUCAUGUGCCUCCGGUAAUGGAUGUUGAAGUACGGUAUCCGUGGACGCUGGGCCCCAGCCUUUGGAUCCAUCCUGUGCGCGUCGAUGAUCAGCUCUCUGUUGGGCUCAUCACAGGAUCUAUGCUCCCACCUGUAGAUCUCAUCUGUGACGAGCACGCCUUUCGAACCGGUGAUCCCGUCCCAGUACGCUUCGACGAAGCGGGAGAGUGGAGACAAAGAGAUCUACUGCAGCGGUACACAGAUAUCAGCAUCUGGUGGACAAUUUCCUCUCGACCACGCCCCGACCCGUUGACGUGCUACGCUGUCCCUAUCUGCGAGGAUCUUCAACCCAACUUUGUCGCAAUUGAGCAGACGCUACAAUCACCAUAUGGUUCGUCCGAGUGGGCGCCCAUCACGGACGAACUAUCCGGCAAAAUACUCGUCCGGCAUCGCUUUCAACACGGGCGAACGUACCUCUUGCGUUGCAUACGCCAUGACCUGAGUCCGUCCUCUACUCCUCCGGGUGACGCGCGAGAAGCCGGAUACGCCACAUUUAGGGACUAUCUCCUUCAUAAAUUGAGGACAAGAAACAUUGAGCCCGAGCAAAUACCGUUGGAUGGUCCGCUCGUUGAACUGUACCGCGUCAACAAGCAAAUCCUCGGCUCAUUCGAUAUCGGCCUCGAUGGUGCUUGCGCAUCCAACCCUCCUUUCAUCGAUCCACGACCAUACUUCUUACCUCUUUCCUUGUGUACCUGGUCGUCUAUACCCGAGUCUGUGUUCCACUUCUACCGGACGUUACCCCGUCUUCUCCGUCUUCUCACGUCCGUCUAUCGGUCCCGCUCUGCGCGCUUCGCGCUUGGUCUUCCCGCCAUCACCGACUUGCAUCUAGUUCAAGCACACACUCUUCCCAAUGCCAUGUCCAGUUUCAGCAACCAGCGCCUCGAGACCCUGGGCGAUCUUGUCCUCAAAGUUGCAACCAGUGUACAUCUUUUCAAUAGGUUUCCUGCCUGUCAUGAGGGGCAGCUCGAUCGCAAACGCUCCCUCUGCAUUCGUAACUCGACACUCCUUGUGCACGCGAAGGAGAUCGAUCUCGAGCAGUUCCUCACGGCCGAGACUCAGGAUGUGCGUACGUGGCCAUACGUCGCCGGUACAGAAGAUCCCGAGCAUGUCGAUCGCCGAGCGAAGAGGAUCAUGCCUCGUAGAUGCUUGCAGGACUGUAUGGAGGCGACGCUUGGUGCUGCAUGGCUAUCGGGCGGUAUGAACUUUGCCUUACGGACGGGCACUGCCCUUGGUCUCGACUUCGGCGGGACGAUACCUUGGUCUCUGCGCUACAGCCGCAACCCCGAGCCACAAAGAGUGCCGCCGAUCUUCGGUGAACUGCAGGAGAAACUGUGCUACUGGUUCCAUCGACCAGAUACUCUCCGGGAAGCUCUGACACAUCCGACAUGGUCGAACGAAUGUAUCUCAUACCAACGUCUAGAGUUCUUGGGAGACGCACUCAUAGACCUCCCUAUCAUGGACUAUCUUUACCACAAGUUCCCUGCGGCAAAGCCCGGUCAGCUCUCGACGAUGCGCGAAAGUAUCGUUUGCGCGCCUGUCCUCGCUUGGAUAGCGGUGACGAAACUCUCGCUGGAUACUCUCAUACUCGUGAACAAUGUGGAGCUCUCGCUUGCCAUUGAGAAGUAUGCCGUAGAGUUGCGAGGGCUUCCCGUCGCAACCAUCGUCCGCGAAAGCUGGGCCCACGACCCGCCGAAGGCGCUCUCUGAUGUCCUCGAGAGCGUUGUUGGUGCCGUACUGCUUGACUCGGCAUACAACAUUGAACGUGUCAACGCUAUCGUCACUGAACUCAUGCGCGAAGUUCUCGAGGAGGUACACCCGGAUAUGUUGCGCGAUCCCGUCUCGCGGUUGAUGGUAUGGACGGCGAAGCAGGGGUGUCGCAGGAUGCUCUUCCAGAAGUCCCGAAGUGUACACCGACGCGAAGGUUAUGAUACAGCCGCGGUUGUUGUCCAUGGGGUCACAGUUGGCGAAGCCGUCCAGUCUUCAUCGCUCCCGGUAUCCAAGGCGUUCGCUUCCAAUCAUGCCCUCAAGAUCUUGCAGGAUAGCGAGCACGAAUACUCGCUGGGACGGUUGUGCAAUUGUACCCAGGGGGACGUUGGCUCGCACAACUUCGGCGUGGUCUUAGCCGUCGGUACGGCGAGCGCCCAUCCUCAUCCGUCGGGGUUGCCUGCCGUACACCACGAGGCAGGAGGAGACGCAUCACCGGCCGCCGCGCUUCCUCAAAGCACAAAUGCCCUUGCCGGUAAUGCGCAUGGUGGAUAUGACGACGACGAAGAUCGCGAAGACUUGGACGACAGCACGGAGACAGGUUUUGCUGGGCUCGCCCAACAGAAACUUCUGGCAGAGACUGAGAUCGUGGAUGACGAACUCGGAGGGCAAGAGGGAGACGGAGGUUCUGAUGCAGCUUCUGAUGUUGGCCUCGGCGACUCGGACUUACAACUGGAUGUCGAAGAUGCCAUGCAUAUAGACGCUCAGUGA
This is a messenger RNA of Peniophora sp. CBMAI 1063, 4518 nucleotides long. Lineage: Eukaryota; Fungi; Basidiomycota; Agaricomycetes; Russulales; Peniophoraceae. The record is from the annotation of a GenBank genome assembly.